AGACUCGCGUCACCAGUAGAUAGAGAGACGAGAAAGCCCAGAGUUGGCGAACUACCCCUGACGAUACCACGGUCGGUCCCUUGAAUUCACUUACAUCUGAUUGAUGUUGUAAGUCGUGAUUGAUCACUUGAGUUUGAUGUUGGAGGCGUCUUUUACCUUGAUUUGAGUCACAACUCUUUUGACAUCCGAUUAAUUUUCUUCUUCUUUGACAUUUUUGACUCUCGCAGUGCAUUCUCAUGUCUUGCCGCUCGUGCGUGUCCUUCUGAGUUGCUUCCAGACCAGUGCCGGUAAACGCACACGCGACCACGUAACUUGGUUUGCUGCUGGCAAUCAUCGUCGCCAGUUUCACACCUAUCUUCCACGACCCCCGUCAACUAUCUUUACAAGAAGAAGCUGAAGACCUUUUUCCGAACGAGGUGGACGUUGUAGUUGUUCCGUCAGCCUUGGUUCUUUGAGUCACCCUCUAACCUGUUGGUGUGGACGACUACACAUCAUCUUCGUUCUGCUAUUCAAGAAGGAAAAUCAGCUCGAGCUUGCAAUUUUGUGAAAAAAGGACCCGCUCGUCGCAGUUCGUGUAAAAAAAGCGUAUACAACCACCGCCACCACACCUGCUGGCUACCCCUAUAACAAGACAAGAAGUAGUAGUAGAAGUUCUUCCAGAAUAGAAAUUCAGACGAUUCUCGGACACGACCACUUCCGCUUCCACUUCUACGUUGCCCAUCAUCUUCUUCAAGCUCAAGGAAACACCCCGUACCUUGAGAACACACGCACGCGAUGAACUCGAUAUUUGAAUACGCUCAUAAAGUCGGAGAUACUCUCCGAGCCGGCGUUGCUGCUGUAACGCCUGUUCCGACAGAAAGUAAAUUCAUCGAGGAAGGUACUCUUAUAAUUUAAUGCUAAAGUUAGUAGAGCAGCCUUGCUAUUUGCACAAGAAAUUCUUGAACUAGAGGUAGAACUAUAACUGCGGUUGUGAAGCCUUUUUGAUGACGAUUCUAGUUCUUGAGCUUGAGACGACUUCCCUCUGCAAAGAACUCUAGAACUCCUGUCGAGAGCAUUUUGACGACCUCCAGGCACCUUGACACCCGCAGAAUUUUUGCAAGCUGGUGAUCAAUUGGUCUUCAAAUUUCCGUCUUGGCAGUGGGAGACGGGGAAGCAGAGUUGUCGAGCAAACUAUCUUCCAGACGAGAAACAAUAUCUGAUAACAAGUACUUCUACUUCUACUACAAUCAAUUAAGUAGGUGUUGUUUUUCCUCGCGAGUGUUGACGACUUUAACUAAAACCAUACAUUGACCGAUGUUCCAAGUCGUUGGGUGAAGUUCCAAGUGACCUUAAUAAAGACUCGUCACCUCAAAUCUUAGGCUUACACCUCAUCAAAAACAAAAAUCAGGAAAUGUCCGAUGCAAAGAACGAGUUAGGGACCUUGACGCUAGUUUGCAAAGGAUACAAAUGUCCGACGACUGGGCACUGCCACCUGAUAUUGAGUUAUGAUCUUUGAGAAUGAUAGGGGUACGUAGGAGUUUCAACAAUUAUCUUUAUAGAUACUCAUAGCUGAAUAAAGAACCAAAUUAGUCUUCGUGCAGAAGCUGGUAGUCGAUUCUUCGCUGGGGCAGCUGGCGUAAUUCUUCUUAACUGCAGAAGUUGGUAGUCGAUUCUUCGCUGGGGCAGCUGGCGUAAUUCUUCUUAUAACUGCAGAAGUUGGUAGUCGAUUCUUCUUAACUGGGUAAGAUCCCUAUGUCUUCUAAUAUGCGGAGAAAAGAAGGCAGCAGCAGCUGAGAGCAGUGGGGCUGCAAAGAAGGAAACACCAGAUUUCGGCGAUCUCGACAAUAUGCUUGCAGCCGACGAUGACGAAGAUGGAGCGGAUGAUGGGUAUGCUGGGUUCUGCUACUUCUUCAAUCUUCGCAUGAGUCGGAGUCCUCCUUGUAUGUAAAAUAUAGGUUUGCAUUGAUGAAAUGUCCAUCUUCGCAUGAGUCGGAGUCCUCCUUGUAUGCAAAAUAGGUUCCUCCAAUCACAUGUAAACCUACUAUCAUAACUACCUCCACAGUUUCGUCAUGCCUGAUAGUGGAGCUGAAAGUUCGAAGAUGCGAACGUACGACCUAUCAAUCACAUACGACAAGUACUAUCAAACUCCGCGACUCUGGCUCUUCGGAUAUGACGUAUACGGGAGACCAUUGGAGUUAUGACAACAUGAUUUUCCUUUGCACUUGCAGCUGGCACGUUUAGCAUCCACUUUUUUCCUCAGCGACUCUCUCAUUUGAGGAAGUAGAGGCUCAAGAAGCGGCUUUAUCCCCAGUCAGAUAAUGAAGAGCAACAGGAGCAUAUAAACAAACAAUCGCGUCUCAACACUCGUCUCGUUGAUCUUCCUCUAACGUCAGCGCGGGAGAUAUUCCAAGACGUUCUUUCCGAGUAUCACAGCAAAACCGUGACAGUGGACCCACACCCUUUAACCGCAGUGCCGACGUGCAGUAUACAUCCUUGCAAGCAUGCAGCUGUGAUUUAUGGGAUGACUGUAUUCGCUUUCGCGAAGUAGUCUAGGUUCGUUAUCUCCUCCUGCAAGUUGUGUUGUAGCUUGGAGUUUGACUUCUCACACGGCAAGGAAGUUGUAGUACUACUUGCAGAUUAUACAACAAUGAUCAGAUUAAUUAUGACUGGCUUAACGCGUUAUUUUAGCAACGCGUUAUAGAUGCACGCUGGUUGGAUUCUAGUGCUGCUCUAUUAAAAUACAAAUUCUUUUUUAUCACGUGUUGCGAAAAUAACGCGUUAAGGCUGCCAUAUUAAUCGCAAGGCCAAGGCAUUAUAGAUACAUACCCAUUUAUUUCUCAUACUGCGAAGAAAGUUAUCCGCGACCCCAAUGAUCAGAAGAUUAUUGUUCUACCCAUUUUUCAUACUGCGAAGAAAGUUAUCCGCGAUUGGAUGGAGCAGGGGUUGCAGCCGCGACACGACUUGGCGCUUUUCGUGUUUUUAAAGUUUAUCUCCUCAGUCGUCCCAACGAUUGAUUACGACUUCACCAUGGAUAUCGAGUUGUGAUGGAGUUUCUUGGGGACGUUGGACUCGGCUUGUUGUAGUGCAAUCUCUGUCGUGGAGGAUCUACUACUACAUGACGUUGACGGCAGGGACGGGAGCUGGGUGUGUAGACGGGAAAAAUCUAAAACCACGCUGGCUAGAGAAAUAAUUUUCCCUCGAUUACACGUACUUAGAAGUCCAACUAGGUCAAAUAAGAUGUGAAAAGCUCACAUUCUUGUCCUUGUGUCUUCGAAUCUUCGUCUGAUCUUUUGAGUGUUCUCAAUGAUGGUGUUGAGUUGGUGGCGUCACAUCGUCAACUCGCCCUCCAUAUUCCAGAAAGACACGAGCAGUGGGCUUCUCCCGUUAGUAUCAG
Messenger RNA from Amoebophrya sp. A25, 3373 nucleotides. NCBI's taxonomy places the organism in Eukaryota, Dinophyceae, Syndiniales, Amoebophryaceae. The record is from the annotation of a GenBank genome assembly.